CAAGAAGAGGGAUCAUCUGUCCCUAAAGCGGCUGCGGUAUGCGACAUACCUCGUUCAAGUGCUUAUAGACUUUUGGACGAGUUUAAUACUGGUGAUGGGCAUGUACUUGUAGGCACAACAGUCAAACCAAAAACUAUCAAACCUAAAAAACUUUUCCAGGAACAUACCGAAUUCUUGAUCGCUCUUUUUGAUAAAAAUCCAUCGAUUGUUCUUGAAGAAGCCAAAUCGCAGUUAUUAAGCAAC
Molecule: messenger RNA, 243 nt
Organism: Cokeromyces recurvatus
Lineage: Eukaryota; Fungi; Mucoromycota; Mucoromycetes; Mucorales; Mucoraceae
Exons: 1
Source: RefSeq, a predicted model, not a curated record